UCGUUGUUAUACGGUUGACGAUUGUUUGACAUUUCUUAUUUAUUAAUUUAUAUUUUGUAUGAUUGCGCGUUAUUGCCUGACUCGAGGGAUUUUAUUUUAUGGUUGUUAGCCUAUAUGUAUUUGUCGUUUCUGCUUCUUAUUGCGAGAAAUCAUGCACGUUUUCGCGCUGUUUCUUUGCGGGAUCAAACAAAAGAACUUGAACACUAGUCUACUCCAUUGAAAUAGGGGCCUUAUCAUUGGGUCCAAGAGUUAGUAGCAUCCGUAAAACAUAGUAGGCUCUGCUUGCCGUUCCAAUAAUAUAUUCAGGCCGAAUGCAGUCGAUGGAAGUUGGCAGUGCUAGUCGUUAGGGCAAAGUGCUUGGGCGAUUGUUGGCCUUGGCUCUUACAAAACGUAGGCUAUAUUUGAGAGGUGUUGUUUGCGUAGGCUCAACAGGUGUCAUCAAUUUAGGAGAGAAUCAAGAACUUUGAAUUUCACCAGAAUUGUGUUAAAAAAAGAAUCAGAAAAAAUGCUUUUACAGCUUUAUUCCCUGAUCAUAAUCAGCCUUGACUUCUGCUUCAUGGUAUGCAAAGCGUUAGUCAUGUGGCUUUGCAUCUUCUAUCGAACCCUGUUUCCUGCUGAACUAAAACCUAUUUCUGGAAAGAUUGUUCUGAUUACAGGUGCAGGACGUGGCAUUGGCAGAGAAGUUGCAUUACAAUUUGCACAGCUUGGAUGUUUAAUUGUUUGCUGGGAUGUCAACUUAGAAGCUGCUCAGGAAACUGCCAAAGAAGUUGAAGCUAUCGGUGGCAAAGCAUGUGCAUUUCAUUGUGAUGUUUCACAACAGCAGGAUGUUGAAGAAAAAGCUAAACAAGUAAAAACAGUGGUACCACAUGUUGACAUUAUAAUCAACAAUGCUGGCAUCAUGCCUUGUCAUCCCUUCCUUAGUCACAGCAUCCAAGAAAUUGAUCGAUGCAUUGACAUCAAUGUGAAAGGUUGCAUUUGGGUUGUACGAGAGUUUCUUCCAGGAAUGAUAGAGCGUAAACAAGGUCAUCUGGUUUCCAUGUCCUCAAUUGCUGGCGCAAUGGGGUGUGAAAACGUUGUUCCAUACAGCGCAUCAAAAUUUGCUGUACGGGGAAUGAUGGAAGCAUUGACUGAAGAAAUGCGACGGGACAGUCGCAAUUUAGAUAUCAAAUGCACUACCAUCUGUCCCUUCGUUGUAGACACAGGACUUUGUCAAAGACCUCGCGUCAAGUUUCCUAGUUUCUUACGCGUUACGAAUGUAAAAGAUGCAGCUAGCAUUAUCGUUCGAGCUGUGAGACGUGGAGAUGCACUUGUUUUCAUGCCCGAAUAUGUAUAUUACUUUUGGCUUCUUAUCAAAAUCUUACCAUCCCAAGUGUACGAUUAUGUCGUAGAUUUUUUCGACACUGGAUUGGAACCGCAUGACGAAUGAAAAUUGUCGAAUCUCCUCAAUAAUCUACAGAUUUCGGUCCUUAUCACCCUCAGCCAAAAUUGGGGGUGCUGCUGGUCGCUCAUUGUAAUUUUAAUUGUGUGUGUAUUGUGGGUCCAUCAAUUAUACUGCGCUAUGAAAUUUAAUAAUAAAAUCUGACAUGACCAGUAA
Daphnia magna is the source of this 1594-nucleotide messenger RNA. Its product is annotated as epidermal retinol dehydrogenase 2-like. The transcript has 8 exons. Lineage: Eukaryota; Metazoa; Arthropoda; Branchiopoda; Diplostraca; Daphniidae. The record is from RefSeq and is a predicted model, not a curated record. Gene Ontology annotation, molecular function: oxidoreductase activity, acting on the CH-OH group of donors, NAD or NADP as acceptor. The coding region runs from base 506 to 1426 and encodes 306 amino acids. Gene Ontology annotation, cellular component: lipid droplet.